AUUUGUAUACCAUGGAUACCAAUCCGAUCCAUCAACCCGGCACUUGUCUUCCGGUCGAGAAAAAUCAGGAACAAAACUGAAACAAGUUCAAUCGCCCAGCAGCGCCGCCGCCGCCUAAGAGCCACGGAUAUGGCACUUCCUUGCGAACUUAUUCAUGAAAUACUAUGUCUUGUACCCGUGAAGUAUCUUCUUCGUUGUAGAUGUGUAUCCAAACAAUGGUGUUUAAUUAUCGAUAGCACUGAAUUUGUCGAAAAACAUUUCAAAACAUCUGUGGAGAGGAAUCGCGGUGGGAUUAUUAGUAAUGGAGGUGGAAACUUGUACUUGGCUGAUUAUGAGUCUUUGCGCGAUGAUGAUGCCCCUAGUGUUGCACGAAUGGAUGAUCCGCUGUCUAAUGCUUUGUUUGUGGGUUCUGACAAUGGGGUAGUGUGCCUGUGUAAGGAUAAGGGGAAUGUUAUACUUUUGUUGAAUCCUUCGACGAGGAAAUGGAGGACUCUGCCUAGUGUGCCAGCUGAAUUUCCGCGGUGUUUUGUAACGUCUAAGAAGUACUUGUGUGGAUUUGGGUAUGUUAAUGAUGAUUACAAGGUUGUUAAGGUUGUAGAAUGUGAUCGUCCGUCUCGGGGUAUUAUGGUCAUAGUGUAUAGCUUUAAGACAAAUUCAUGGACACAAAUUCAGAAUGUUCCUAGUAACAGGAACAUCUUGCGCUCAGAUGCGUGGGGGAGGUUUGCAAGUGGAACUCUGCACUGGCCGGCAAUUUAUAGAUAUUGGGUCUCUCCUGCUAUUGAUGGUUUUGAUCUUGGGUCGGAACAAUUUAAAGAGGUCGCACUUCCUGGUGGGAAGAAUUUUGUUCACCCGGUGAGGUUGGUUGCUUUGGGAGGCAUACUUUGCUUCCUUGACUACCAAAACUACUCUUAUGUGGAUGUAUUGCUAACGAAUGACAACGGGGAAGAAAGUUCUUGGUUCAAGGCAUAUUCUAUGGACCGUGAUGCACUCGAAUUUUGUUUCUCUGCUAAACCUCUUGAAUAUUCAAAGUGUCAACGGAAUGUACUUGUUGAGGUGGAUAUGAAAAGGCUUGUGUGGUAUCACCCGGAAACGAAGACAGUAAAGAAUAUCAAUCUUCAAGGGCUUCCAGUACUCUUUAGUUCACACAUGUACACUGAAAGUCUUGUUCAACUCACUGAGAAUAAGCGGCCGCAGAGGCCCUCGCAUGAAAUAAAGUAGAAGAAACAACAGCCGAGAAGAAGGGAUGAUUUUCUGUACAACCAACUAUCCAAGUUUAAGCUGGAUGCAACAAGUUCUUUAAGGUUCAGUCGUUGAGAUGCUGGAUUGCUGGGUGUCCAAGGGAUAACAAGGAAUGUAGUAGGGAGCAUUAGAUGGCUUGUCAGGGUUGUGACCUGAACACCAAAGCUAUUAGUGUUCUUGUGAUUGUUAAAUAGAAUAUGCAACAGUGCCAGAUUCAGAUGUAAAAAUCUCUGUUACUCGAAUUUAGACAGGGCAUCUGGCCCGAACUUAGUAAUCUUACUUGCAUAUAGUUGGUUGAUUUCGUGUUACUAAUUAAUCUAUGCAGAUUUUGUUUGGGGCCGGGCA
Daucus carota subsp. sativus is the source of this 1584-nucleotide messenger RNA. RefSeq names its product F-box protein CPR1. The record is from RefSeq and is a predicted model, not a curated record. NCBI's taxonomy places the organism in Eukaryota, Viridiplantae, Streptophyta, Magnoliopsida, Apiales, Apiaceae. The transcript is spliced from 2 exons. The coding region runs from base 130 to 1218 and encodes 362 amino acids. Gene Ontology annotation, molecular function: protein binding.